This is a messenger RNA of Pungitius pungitius (ninespine stickleback), 1707 nucleotides long. RefSeq lists its product as uncharacterized. The transcript has 3 exons. NCBI's taxonomy places the organism in Eukaryota, Metazoa, Chordata, Actinopteri, Perciformes, Gasterosteidae. Bases 151 to 1707 code for a protein of 518 amino acids. The record is from RefSeq and is a predicted model, not a curated record.
GAUUGCCACGUUAGCUAAACAAUGUUAGCUUCGUCCAGCAGCAGCAGUUUGGCGCCACUUCGAGGCUGACGGGAAAGACAUUAUCAAAGACAACAGAUCGCUAGCCGAGGCUUGCAUCAUUCAUCCAAAAGGUAUUUUAGUUUAGAGAAAAUGGAUACAAUCACACAAGAAGAUUACAGUCCAAACACUGGGGGAGAACUUACUUCACCCUUUCCCCCAAAACGACCCAGGACAGACUGUACACACAACAUCGAUGGCAAAACCAGUUUUGCAUUUCCAGAACUUGUGACGUAUUGGAAAACGAUCGGCUCCUCAUCAUCGACAAGUACCUGGCGGGGAAAUGCCGGCUUAGUAUGCGUAGCAGAAGGUGGUGAUAUGGAAGAUGGAAAAACUCAUGAGCAACCACAGGACGCUCAAUUUAUUGUCAUUCCUAUUACAAGCACAACUUCAUACACCGGGUUGUCUGACGUCAGUUUAAUCUCUGCAGAGAAAUGCUUCAAACUUCUGGUGAGAGAUGAGCAGCUUCCAAUCGCUCCAACUGACAAACUCACCUCCAUCGUGCUAGAUGAUGAAGAUAGGGCUUUAGCAGAGACAUGCACUUUAAAAGAAUGCAACGCUGAUACAUUCCGUCCUCCUGAUAGCAAACUGCAGGGGAAAGCCCUUGAAGAUGAGGCGCAUGGAAAUAACAAAGCUGGAGCACUGGUGCAGAAUAGUGCCAGUCAAAUCCAAGGAUUGCAGGUCAGUGCAAGGGAAUAUGGGCUCAGCUAUCAGUCUGGUUGCACUUCUGAAAAUCCACUACAUGACACACAGGGCCAAUCUGCCGAAGCUGAAGAAAGUAAUCAGGAGUGGCAAGAGCCUGGAUUAAGAGAGACUAUCCUAUUCAGCGAGGAAGAAGAUAACAGUCUUAUAUCUUUCACUCAUGCCGACACUGAUUCUUUCUUCUCAGACCCACAGCCCUCAGGGAACCCAGCACAGAUUGGUGAAAAUGUUGCUAUAUGUAACCCGGAAACAAAAGAUGAGAAUGGCAUUAGCAUGAACUCCAUUCCUUCUGCCGCUCUAUGUGCUGAGGGAUCAAUUGUUUCUUAUGGUGUCGUGUCAGUCGAUGUGCCAAUUGAGACAGUGAGUCUCGAUGCUGAUGACUUCUGUGGGGCAAAAGGCGAAGAUGCUGCUGGUAAGAUGAUAGCCCAAGCUCAGAGCAAAACCUCUGAUCACACAACAGGGACUCCCAUGCUUGCACAAAUCCAUCAAGGGCCUGCUGAAGGAGAUAAUGAUGCAAGCCCUUUCACUGUAAUUGAACCUGCAAUCUGGAGUGAAACUGACGGGGAGGCAAAAGAGAAGAGCUGCAACUCAGGGAGCGCUCUUGCAGGUGUACAAUUACUUUCACCAGUCUGCAACAUGGAAACACCCCUCCCCUGCUGCUCCGACAUCCGGCUAUCACAGGAGGUUUUAACCCGUAACCAGAAUGGAAAGUCAGAUCACCAGAGGUGUACGCAGCAGGGCAACGAUGGAAAAGAGGACUUAUGGCAGUCAUUCACUGAACCACCGGCUUGUACUAUCAACAACUCUGGCAGCGACGACAGCUGCCACUGGAAAACCAGCCCCAGCAGCCAGCCAGCAAAGCCCCUUCCUCCAGGGGACGGAAGACAAGUCAGCCAUGAUCAGUUGAAGGACCAUAUAAAGACAAAGGAGAACAGACCAGGCAACUGA